Molecule: messenger RNA, 576 nt
Organism: Cyclopterus lumpus (lumpfish)
Lineage: Eukaryota; Metazoa; Chordata; Actinopteri; Perciformes; Cyclopteridae
Gene: vsnl1b
Product: visinin-like 1b
Exons: 3
Coding region: 1-576 (191 amino acids)
Molecular function (GO): calcium ion binding
Source: RefSeq, a predicted model, not a curated record
AUGGGAAAGCAGAACAGCAAGCUGACCCCCGAGGUGAUGGAGGAUCUGGUGAAGAACACAGAGUUUAAUGAACACGAGCUGAAGCAGUGGUACAAAGGCUUCCUGAAAGACUGCCCCACUGGCAGGCUGAAUCUGGACGAGUUCCAGCAGCUCUAUGUCAAGUUCUUCCCUUAUGGCGACGCAUCAAAGUUCGCACAACACGCCUUCAGAACCUUUGAUAAAAACGGAGACGGGACCAUCGAUUUCCGAGAGUUCAUCUGCGCCCUGUCCAUCACGUCCCGCGGCAGCUUUGAGCAGAAACUCAACUGGGCCUUCAACAUGUAUGACCUGGAUGGGGACGGCAAAAUCACCAGAGUGGAGAUGCUGGAGAUAAUCGAGGCGAUCUACAAAAUGGUGGGCACUGUGAUCAUGAUGAAGAUGAACGAGGACGGUUUGACACCACAGCAGAGGGUGGACAAGAUCUUCGGCAAAAUGGAUAAGAACAACGACGACCAGAUCUCGUUGGACGAGUUCAAAGAGGCCGCGAAGAGCGACCCGUCCAUCGUGCUCCUGCUGCAGUGUGACAUGCAGAAGUGA